CGCCGUCCUGCCCUCCGCCAGUCGGCGGGCGCAAUUUCCUGAGCGAGCAACCUGAGUGAGCUCUACCGAGAUUCGUUCGUUUCAUCAAUGAUUGGUGGUCAUGUCCGGAAUUUUCAAAUACAAUCCCAAUCGGUCGGCGGCCAGCACACCGAACCGACGGUCGGCGUUCGGCGUUACCGGAUUCGGUGGAAGUCCCGCACAUCAACAGGAUGCCACUAUGGAUAACUCAUAUUCGAUGGGCUUCCGUUCGCCGUCGAUGAACACCCUGGCCGGACAAAGCUCACCGGCCCAGGGCCGAUCGUUACGAGAGUACGAGGAGCAGAUGUCGGCGCUGCGUAAGGAAAAUUUUAACCUCAAACUGCGGAUCUACUUUCUGGAGGAAAACGCAGGGCUGAAUGGAGCUACCGGUGGUGGCAACACAAGCGGCGGUGCAUCCGGGGUUACGUCACCAACCGAACCGGGAGUGCCGGAGAAUCUGUUCAAGCAGAACAUCGAUCUGAAGGUGGAGGUGGAGUCCCUUCGGAAAGAUCUACAAGACAAACAGGACCUGCUCUGCCAGGCGGCCAAAGCGAUGGAACUGAUGGAGGAUAGUCAGCGAAAGGCCGAAGAGCAGCACCGCGUGGUGGUAGACGACCUAGAGCAGCGACUCGACAUGCUGCAGCAGGAAAUCAAACAACUAGAAGCGGCAGAUCGGUUGCAGCAACAGCAGCAGCACAACCUGUCCCGCAGUCGGUGCAAUGAGACAGGACUGUUGGACUUCCUGGAUAAAAUGGAACAUCAGCAGAAUGCAAACGUACAGGGUCAGCUUGAAAUGCUAGAGUUCGAAAACAAGUUGCGACAGCACGUUGAAGAGAACCAAUUGCUGGGUGAGAAAAUCAGCCACUUGCAACAGCAGUUGGACGAAAAGGAUCGCAAGAUCGGUGCCAUGGGUUCGGAACUGAGCGAACUUCGGUACGAGUGUGCCGAGCUGAAGGAUAAGGUUGAGGAAAGCGAAAAAUCAGCGACGGACGUUGAGAUCGUUCGACUGAAGCAAGCUCUGUUCGAGACCAAGUCGGAGCUGGCCUACAAGCUGUGCCUGCUGAAUGAUGCCGAAACCGGUCUAAAGGAAAAAUCCUCCGAACUAAUCAAGGCGACUAAAAUGAUGGAAAAGCUCUGCAAAACCAUCACCGAUCUGGAGAAGGAAAAUUCGCACCUAAAGCGAAGCUCGAGUUCCGAAUUGCCCCCGAUUACUACUACUACCACCAAAGAAACCACUAAAAAGCUCAUCUCCGACCCGGACAACCAUCCGACGGUUGCUACUACGUCACACCCGUCAUCGCCGCCGAACGUCAUCGUUGACCAGAACCAGCUACCGGUGAGCCAGCAGCAGUACGACUCUUUGCUGACCCGUCUGAAGGUGUUGCAGAAGAAAAACGAUAGCCUAAUCCAGAAGCUGACCGCCGGAUCGAACGAUCGCAGUGAAAACAUCAUCAUCAAGCAGCUGAACGACGAGCUGAUCCAGGCCCGAGACGAAGCGGAGAAGGUGCAACGAUGGCGCAAGGAGUGUGUCGAUGUGUGUGCGAUCUCCACCGCUCGGCUGGAGGAACUGGCCGGUUUUCUGGAUUCCCUACUGAAAAACAAAGAAUUCUGCGGUUCACUGUCGGUGGAUCGCAGGAAGGCGAUGCGACGGGCCGUUGAUCGCAGUUUGGAUCUUUCGCGCAGUUUGAACAUGUCCAUUUCGGUUACCGGUAUGUCGCUACCGGAAAACAGCCUCGUCGGGCUCAGCUGCUUGAGUGGAUUUUUGGCUGAUACCGCAGCCGAUGAUAGCAGCUUCCAAUUCGACAAAGAAAGCAAUAAAGAAAACUUCACGCUCAACUUGCACGAGGAUAGCAGGAUGGCUGGCAGUGCGGCAAAGGAAAUCGAGUGCUUGAGGGCGGAAAAUCGAAAAUUGAAAGGGCAAUUAGAGGAUCGAACAAUGAACCGGUCAAAGAGCAACCAUAGUGAUUCUCGUCGAAAGCUAAUACCGGUACUGACGGAGCCAAUUUCCGACUCGGAAUCAUGGUCUGAACCAGACCGUGAUGUGUCUCUUGCCAGAAUUGGACUAGAAGAACGAUCUUCUCUGACAAAUUCGGCAGGAAAAAAUAAGAACUCGUCUGGUAGAAUACUCCAAGAACUAAGCUCCACUUCUGAGAAUGAAGUAAACAUCGGACACGCGAAGAAACAAACACUAGAACUCAAACAGCUUCAAGAUACGGUGAGCUCGAUGAGCAAUAUCAUUCAGGAAAAGGAUAGCAAAAUUUUGGACAUCCAGAGUCGCAUGGUGGAUCUGGACAAUAAGCUGCAAGAGGAAAGAAUGAAAACGUCUCGCACACAGAUGGAACUGGAGAACACCCGUCAUGUGAAGGAACGCCUAGAGAAGGAAAGUACCAUUCAGGAGGAACGCAUCACCGACAGUGAAAGGCGUAUUGAAGAUCUCACGAAAGAAAUCCAGCAAAAGGACGAAUCCAUAGAGAAACUGAAGAAAGAUCGCGAACAAGCUUUCGUGGAUCUUCGAGUAGCCGUCAUGAAACUUGACACGCUCCGCACGGAGCACAUAGAAAUUCAACAGAAACACAAAGCCCAAAUCGAAUCUCUUCUAGAUCAGGAACGCCACCGACUGGACGAUCUUCGCCGGGAACUGACCGAAUCGUUCGGCAGUCAGCUACGAGCAAAACAAGCUUCAUUCGAAGCGAGCCUAACCGAAAGCUACAUUUCCAAGAACAUCUAUUUGGAAAAAAUUAAAGAAUUGGAUGAACUGCACUAUCGAUUGGAAGAUGCCCAUCUUAACCUUGUCAAUAUGUCCGAGGAAGAGACCCGUCUGAAGGAGCAACUAGCCGAAGCAGAAAAGAAUGUUCAAACGAUGCGCAAAACGUUGGACGAAACAACACUGCAAGCUUCCAAGGCUGCGUUGGAGCGAACCAAGGCACUUAACGAAAAACGCUUACUGGAAGACCAGCUCAAAAACGUCCAUUGCGAUCUGGAAGCCGUCAAGGCUGAAAAGAACGACCUUAACACUAAACUAGUCGAGCUUCAAUUACAGCUUGCGAGAUCUCCCGCGAAGCGGCUGAACAGCUCCUCCGGAGCAGAAGGGUCCAACGCAUCCGGUUACACUUCCGAGGAACUGCACCCUUGCAAUCGUUCAGCCAAACCGAAGGAAACGUCUCGCCUUCAAAACUCGUCACCUGAUUUGGGCAUCGAGAGCGACGCUGGUCGGUUGUCCAACACCGAAUCAAACCGCCGGGAGCAGACGGCAGCUGAUAGUUCAACCAGUCCCGCUAGGCCACUGCUGAAGACACUCGAGCUGACGAAGUCGAUGAGCAAUCUGCUAAUGGAUCCAAAAGAGGAAGCCAAAUGCGGGUUCAACGCGUCAUUGGCCUCGAGUAACGCUAGUAAAGCGGUGGUUCACGAUUGCGCUCAGCUGGAGGCGGACUACGCGGAGCUGAAGCGACGCUACAAGCAAACCCGUCGUCACCUGGAGCUGGCCUACGACAGCAUUAAGUCGUCCAACAAGCGCAAAGAGCAACUCGAGCGCGACAUCAAACAGCAAAUUCAGAAAACGAACGUCGUUCUCAAGACGGUCCGCACCAAUAUGACCAACGAGCUGGAGAAAUCCUCCUCCGGCAGUGCCGUUGUCGAGGGAAGAAAAAGCUGAAACCCCGCUCGCCGGAUCCGCGGCCCACGGCACGACGGCACGCGCCACUAAGACUAGAUGAUAGAGCCAUCCAUUCCUUUCAGAAAUACAUAAAACGGCAGAGUGCGCAGAUCCCAGACGGCCAUUGUUGUGUGCCAUUUUAACAGAACCGACAGAAAAGAGUGUAC
Molecule: messenger RNA, 3837 nt
Organism: Sabethes cyaneus
Lineage: Eukaryota; Metazoa; Arthropoda; Insecta; Diptera; Culicidae
Gene: cnn
Product: centrosomin
Exons: 8
Coding region: 101-3670 (1189 amino acids)
Biological process (GO): positive regulation of microtubule polymerization; microtubule bundle formation; chromosome segregation
Cellular component (GO): pericentriolar material; microtubule plus-end; mitotic spindle pole
Molecular function (GO): protein kinase binding; transcription cis-regulatory region binding; calmodulin binding
Source: RefSeq, a predicted model, not a curated record